CACACGCCGGUCAGUCGUCAACAGCACCACACGUUGUUUAUUCGUCUUUGUAUUCACACGCGCACGUAAAAUAUAACCAUCUACCUAUAAAAUCGUAAAUUAAAAACUUAUCGAAACCACAUAUUCUCGUCGUAGUAUCGUAUAGUGGAUUAGUGGACUGCAACGAUCUGUUAGCGUUUUCGAUAUAGUUAAUAGUAUAAUUUCAUAACUAUAUUAGUUUUCAUUUUUUUUUCGUCGACACGAUAGUUUGAUUUGAUAACAUCCCUCUGAGUGCGUUCCGAAAAUCCAACAUCCAGGAUCCACGAAGCAGCGUACUGUAGACUUCCGAUCAAGUGUCAGCGACAUUUGUUCCAGACGUGCAUACCCAUUACUUCAAUAUCCUCAGUAGAUAUUACACUACACCUAUCAUUUUACACGUGAGUCGUUGGCUUUAUUCGUUGGUCCGUCACCCAUUGUCGACUUCCUACAGACAUCGAGCAAACGGCGUCGACGUCGAUAUGACGACAUCCGUGGCCUAACCAGUGCUAUUCUACCACAUUAGCCGUUCGAUAGCGAAAACAGAUACAACAUUUACAUAGCGAUAGACUGAUAUACGCCACUUCGUGAUGAAUCGGUCCACUUAUGCGGCCGCUCUGGUAGUGGCCAUUGCGCUCUGCCACGUCGUAACCGUCACAGGAUCCGAAGAGUCAGUGGCUGUAACAACGAAUAUGAAUACGACUACAGACGAUCCACAGAGUCAGCUGAUGGAUAUAGUAGACAGGCUAUUGGACGCGGCUGAUUCGUAUCAGCUAGCGCCAGGCAUCCGGAUCAAGCGGUCCGCCGAGGAUACAGCCGAAAUCACCGCCGAUAGUCAGGCUGACCGAGAUCACGAUCCCGAAAAGUAUCUGAUCGACAGGCUGGCCCGGUACGCUGGUACGCACGUUCUGGACGUCGACUUUGCUGAGAUAUUCCAGACGUCCGGAAGAUCGUUCUUCAAACAUCAUUUGCCCAGAUUUAACUUUGGUAAGAAUUCAUUUUUGACUGGUUUUGGAUUGGGUUUUUUGGCGUUCGGAUUGAAAAAAUUAUUGCUUCCGGUCAUCAUCGGUGCGCAGAUCAUUAAAUCCAUUGCACUUGCCGCUUUGUUACCGACACUUUUAGGUAGCGUUGGAAAAGUAGUUUCAAAAGGCGUGUCGAACUUCGCGUCGAGUUCUUCGCACUUUGGGCCUGGAGCCGGUUCGGACGGUUUAAGCGACUUUGAAUUUAAAGACCAACAGUCAAACAUUGGUCUGGGUUACGACACGGCUGGUGCCGCGGACACUUCGGGUUCGGAAACGGGUUACCAGAGUAUUUGGACGUAUCCACCAGAUAACAAUGCGAAUGCGAUAACCGCGAGCUACAGUAGCAACAACAGGUAUCCACUGAAAUAUGGCCAAAAUACUGUGUCCAACACCAAGCUCCAGUCGGGUAAUUAUUACACAAAAGACAAGACCGAGGACUUUAAGGUAUUCCAAACGAUACCAGCCAGCUCACACCUGUUGGCCAACUACGAUCCAUUUUACAGUCCACUCUUGUCCAGAAUCGACACGGUAUACAAGCAGCUCGGGUACACAACUGAACCCUGCCGGGAACGAUUGGUGUGUCAGAUGUACAAGAACCCAGCCAAGUUCGCGCCAUACAGCAAUCUCGUAUCAGCGCAACUCAGCAGAGAGCUGAACGAAUUGCGCAAACCGUCGUCCGAGAAUCCAGAGAUAUUGCGAUUUUUCAAGUACAUGAAAGCCGCCAAAGAUGGUCAAGACAACAAAAAUUGUGAGAUGAUAUUCUCGUCGUGCGUUUCCCAAAGAUCGCCAGAUGAUUCGGUGCCCAUGAUGACCACUUACAACGAAAUAAACAAACUGGUACAGGCCCGAAACGCGAAGAGACUGGCGGAAUCGUCCACUGUUUCCGAAAACGUUAAGUCGGAAUCAUCCAUCGUCGCUGAUGACGUAAAGUUUGAAUCAUCCACCGUUACUGAAGACGUUAAGUCAGAAUCGUCGACUGUCUCCGACUACGUUAAGUCGGAAUCAUCCACUAUCGCUGAUGUAGAGUCGGUAUUAACAUCGAAGUGAAUAACGACGUUUUUUUGAUCCAUGACGCAGCGUGGCAGCAUAUAUUCAAAGUCAUUAGGAAAUAUAUACGAUACCUCGUCUAGCUCAACGUAGUUUUGUAGUUGUAGUUAUUCUGUAUAGUUACGGUUAUAUAGUUAGUAUGCGGAAUGCGCACACAUCAUAGAAUUAUAGUUAUUUAUUGAGUGCGCGGCAUACUGUUAUAUAUCGGUAUAACGCGCCCGUCGUAUUUUUAUCAUAAAAAUAAUAAUAAUAAUUUAUUGUGUAUACGCCGUGAACAUAAUAUUUCGAUAAUUUGUCAUAGUUUUUGCGCCUAAUCGAGCUGGAUACAUUUAUAUUUUAUUCUUUGUUCGAUCGAAAUACGCAGAGUGCCAAUAUUGGAGUCAUCGCUCUACUGACAAAUUCGUCGAACUUUAUGUUUUCGAUACCUAUUAAAUAUAGUUUACUGCCGAAAUAAUUUUUGUUAAUUUGGACAGAAAUUGUUUAAAUUAUAUCAAGUUUGGUCAAAAUAUAAAAUCGUAUUUCUAAUUCCAUUUUUGGUAUAUUUAUUUAUUUAUUUGAUUAUUUAUUUAUUCGAUUUUGAGUUGCUCAACCUGAACAGCGGGACGAAAGUACGCAAAAUAAGUUUUCUUAACGGUUUAAAAUAUAACUUGUGAUAUCGGUACAAUCAUUAUGUAAAUAUACCAAUAUAGCUUACUUCGCUAUCAUACUAUUAUUACGAUGAUUGGUUUAUAAUUAACGGUAUUCCUAAUUUUUAUGAAAAACAUUUCGAGACGUUACGAAGAUAUUAGAAUAUUAUCCAUGUUAUUGGUUGAACAUAUUACUAUAAACCAUAUUAUAAGAUAGAAAUGUGGUUUAAUAUUUAUUAUUAUAUUAUAUCGUAUUCAGAAAUUUCUUGAAAAUAACACUUUUACGUUGUGUUGAGUUUUAAUUAAUAACUAAUACUAACGUAACAGUUAUAUGUAGGUAUCACACAUAGAUACAAUACUAUAUUUGUACAAUAUUGAUAAUUAUUUGUUAUAAAUAAAAUGAAGUGCCUAAUUUAUUAUAUCAGUGAUAUUAUUAUAAUAAUAUUAUUUAUUUAAUUUUAUAUUGUAUUCCAUCUUUGUUUAUCCAAUACACAAGAUCUGGUUAAUUUUACUUUGCGGGUGAUUUAAUAAUGUUGAUUACAUUUAAAGAUUGUAUCCAACGCCUGUAUUUAUAUGAUAAAAUAUUAUAUUGUUUUAAAUUAAUUAUAAAUUAAUAUAUUUAUUAAUGUUUUAUAAUUUUGUAAACACCAAACACAUAAUGUACCUAUAGCCAUACAAUGUAGAUAAAAUAUAGCAUAAAAUAAGUAAUGAGAUAGUAAAGUUGUAUAUUUAUCAUUGAUGUAUUGAGUAUACAACUGUACAUUCAUUUUAUUAGUAUUAUUAUAGUCAGUAUUUUGUAAAUUAUUUAUGCACUAAUCAAACACAGUUGGUUAUAUAAUUUUUUA
This is a messenger RNA of Rhopalosiphum maidis (corn leaf aphid), 3555 nucleotides long. RefSeq lists its product as uncharacterized. NCBI's taxonomy places the organism in Eukaryota, Metazoa, Arthropoda, Insecta, Hemiptera, Aphididae. The transcript has 7 exons. Bases 606 to 2084 code for a protein of 492 amino acids. The record is from RefSeq and is a predicted model, not a curated record.